Puma concolor (puma) is the source of this 1668-nucleotide messenger RNA. The record is from RefSeq and is a predicted model, not a curated record. Lineage: Eukaryota; Metazoa; Chordata; Mammalia; Carnivora; Felidae.
AUGAGCGUGGACAAGGCCGAGCUAUGCGGGUCUCUGCUCACCUGGUUGCAGACGUUCCAUGUCCCGUCCCCCUGUACCAGCCCCCAGGACCUGAGCAGUGGCCUCGCCAUAGCCUACGUGCUGAACCAGAUAGAUCCUUCCUGGUUCAACGAGACGUGGCUCCAGGGCAUCUCAGAGGACCCGGGUCCCAACUGGAGGCUGAAGGUUAGCAAUCUGAAGACAAUCUUACAGAGCCUAUUGGAGUACUCCCAGGAUGUCCUGGGGCAUCCUGUUUUGGAGCAGCACCUUCCAGACGUGAGCCUCAUUGGCGAGUUCUCUGACCCAGAAGAGCUUGGCAAGCUGCUUCAGCUGGUGCUUGGCUGUGCCAUCAGCUGCGAGAAAAAGCAGGAGCACAUCCAGAGAAUCAUGACGCUGGAGGAGUCAGUUCAGCAUGUGGUGAUGGAAGCCAUCCAGGAGCUGAUGACCAAAGACACCCCCGACUCCCUGUCACCAGAAACAUAUGGGAAUUUUGAUAACCAGUCCUCUGAGCGUGCCGGGCAGCUGGAGGCCACGCUGAGCAGCUGCCGGCGCCGCCUGGGUGAGCUGCGGGAGCUGAGGCGGCAGGUGCGGCAGCUGGAGGAGCGUAACGCGGGCCAUGCCGAGCGCACGCGGCAGCUGGAGGACGAGCUACGCCGGGCCGGCUCACUGCGUGCCCAGCUCGAGGCACAGCGACGACAGGUUCAGGAACUUCAGGGCCAGCGACAGGAGGAGGCCAUGAAGGCCGAGAAGUGGCUAUUCGAGUGUCGAAACCUGGAGGAAAAGUAUGAGUUGGUGACAAAGGAGAAGGAGCGGCUGCUGGCAGAGCGGGACUCCCUGCGGGAGGCCAAUGAGGAGCUGCGCUGCGCCCAGCUGCAGCCUCGGGGGCUGACCCAGGCCGACCCUUCGCUGGAUCCCACCUCACCAGCUGUGGAAAACUUGGCAGCAGAGAUCCUACCUGCGGAGCUGAGCCCUGCUCACUCCCCGGUCGGCAGGGAGACGCUCCUGCGGCUUCAGCUGGAGAACAAGCAGCUGUGCCAGCAGGAGGCGGCCUACCGGGAGCGGCAGGAGGAGCUGCAGCGCCACCUGGAGGAGGCCAACCGCGCGCGCCACGGGCUGGAGACGCAGCUGCGGCAGAAGCUGCAUGAGGCAGAUCUGGAGCUGCAGCGGAAGCGAGAGUAUAUUGAGGAGCUGGAGCCCCCCGCUGACAGCAGCACAGCCCGGCGUAUCGAGGAGCUGCAGCACAGCCUGCAGAAGAAGGACGCGGACCUGCGGGCCAUGGAGGCGCGGUACCGCCGCUACGUGGACAAGGCACGCACGGUCAUACAGACCCUGGAACCCAAACAGCGGCCACCCGGAGGUGCACCCCCAGAACUUCACACCCUGAGGACGCAGCUCCGGGAGCGGGACGUCCGCAUCCGACACCUGGAGAUGGACUUUGAGAAGAGUCGAAGCCAGCGGGAGCAGGAAGAAAAGCUGCUCAUCAGUGCCUGGUACAAUAUGGGCAUGGCUCUGCAGCAGCGAGCUGGGGAGGAGCGGGCACCUGCCCAUGCCCAGUCAUUUCUGGCACAGCAGCGGCUGGCCACCAACACUCGCCGUGGCCCGCUGGGACGUCUAGCAUCCCUGAACAUGCGUUCCACUGACAAACACUGA